Mobula hypostoma (lesser devil ray) is the source of this 1247-nucleotide messenger RNA. It is a transcript of the gene shisa4, whose product is annotated as shisa family member 4. The record is from RefSeq and is a predicted model, not a curated record. Bases 1 to 915 code for a protein of 304 amino acids. The transcript is spliced from 7 exons. NCBI's taxonomy places the organism in Eukaryota, Metazoa, Chordata, Chondrichthyes, Myliobatiformes, Myliobatidae.
AUGCUUGCCAGGGGCCCAGCCUCCGGAAACCUGGUGGUGGCGCACAUCAUUGUCAUCACAUACUCCCGCCCACUCGCAGUUCUGGACAGGGGACCGACAAAAUCCAAAAUUAUUCAGGAGAAAGAUUCCCUGAAAGCAUUCCCGGCACGGUUCGGGUUCCCGUGGCUGUGCGCUCGCUCGCUCCAGGCAUUCCUGGCACGGUUGCUUGGGCUGGUUGGUCUCGGUACGGGCUCCCGCGACUGGCCGUGCACGCGCGUACGCGUUCCAGUGGCCCUUUACCGCUGCUUGCCGCGGACGUUUAGGGGGAAAGCGCCGAUGGGCCUGAUUGGGGACGGCCGGCCGCUGCUGGCGGCUCUCUUGGUCGUCGGAGUAGUGUCUGCAGGUAAUGACUGUUUGUGGUAUACCGAUAAACAAGGAAUAUGGCACAUUGGCUUUGACUGUUCGUUCUUUCAGUUUUGCUGUGGAAACUGCACAUACCGUUACUGCUGCCUGGAUCCAAUGCAGCAGAUUACAGAAAGACAACAGAAGUAUUGUGCAGCCACCAAUCUCAGCCCGACGAUUAUUGCUGGAAUUGCCUCUGCUCUCUUUCUAUUUAUUGUCAUCAUCGGGAUUAUUGUUUGCUGUUUCUUGUGUUCCUGCUGCUACCUGUAUCAACGGAGACACCAGCUAAGAGAGCAAUUCACAGGUCCAAGAGAGGUGGUUCACAGCUAUCCAAUGCAUCCAGCUUAUUAUCCCUCACCAGGAAUGCAGGCUCCAUAUCCAACUGCUCCAGCCUAUGGUGCUGCAGGCUCAGCCAGCGGUUUUCAAAGCUACCCACUGAACCUUGCUUACCCACCCAAUAUACCUCCCGGAUCGUAUCCUCCAUACCAGACAGCCCCAGCUUACAGUGCUACAACUGCUCCGCCACAGUCCUAAUUACAGCCAAUAGGAAGAGGGACUUCUGCGCUUUUUCUGAUGCGGUUUCCAUUCGUUCCAUGUGAGCAAUUAGCUGGCAACAGGCCUGUUCACGGACUCGUUUUCCAUGGACUCCUUUGUUUGCAGUGGAUUUCUAGAUUGACUGCAGUAACUUCCUGGAUUAACUGCCCCAGUUCCUUGAUUUAUCAUUGCCAAUUCAUUCACCGGGAGUCCUUAAUUGUCUGCUAAAAUCCCUGGUGUAUGGACGUUAUUCAGAUCAUGUCCUUCAUUAUUCUGCAUUACAAUAAGCUCAAAUUUUACUUGUGUGUCUUUACAUAAAUUAUUAAUUCAUA